Melopsittacus undulatus (budgerigar) is the source of this 2567-nucleotide messenger RNA. It is a transcript of the gene CFAP91, whose product is annotated as cilia and flagella associated protein 91. Bases 1 to 2346 code for a protein of 781 amino acids. The record is from RefSeq and is a predicted model, not a curated record. The transcript is spliced from 18 exons. NCBI's taxonomy places the organism in Eukaryota, Metazoa, Chordata, Aves, Psittaciformes, Psittaculidae.
AUGGCUGCCGGUCGGACCCUCUCUUACCCCUACGACCCUCCAUACACGCUGUCGAGUGAGAAGCAUCAUUCAAAGUCAAAUGCCCUUGUUGGUGAUAAAGUGGUAAAGGCACCAGUGCUCGGAAGUAUGUUUAGAACCUUGAUCCAUUUCCCAAGCUAUGGUGUGUGGUUGGAAGGCAAAGAUCCAGCACCUUCAUUUAUUGACCAGAGAUGGAAAGGGAGUGCUCAGCAUCGCCUGGUGGCUCUUCAGCAGCUUGCUGUAGCUCCAUCUUCUCUUCAGAUACCUAAGAUUGUGUAUGAAGAUCCUGAAGUUAGUGGAAGGAAUCGCUACAAGUAUUUUGCACGACCUCUCAUCACUUCUCAUAAACUGCUUCCACUAAAUAUUACUUAUUCAAUGGCACAGACAGAGUCCUACGUUUGUUCACUUAUAGGACACAGCAAGGUCUUUACUCCCAGUUUACGAACUUUGGGCACACAGACAGAUUACAGAGAUGGUGAAGCCCAGACAGAUCCCUAUACCCCGGAAUAUGUAGUUCCUAGUGGCUCAGUCCCUGAACUUCUGACACUUGCUACACUCACUUGGGGACGGGGUCUACCAGCAGGACUAGCUGAAGUGGAGAUGAUUGAACGCGCUCGGGAAAAACGUGCUUGGGAAGCAACUCUUCCAGCCAUGGACAGUGCCUCAAAUGUCGAGAAGAGGAGGAAAAUGAUGGAGAAUAUGGAGAGGAAGGAAUGGGCCUUUAGAGAACAGGAAAUAGAAAAGUUGCAGAAGGUUCGACUGGAAGUCUUAAAGAAGCUGCUUUGGAGGCAAGAGGAGAAUCAGAAUGAGCUGGUUGCCAAGCGCUUGUAUGCCCACUGGCAAAAUAAUCAGAAGGCUAAAGAAAAGAAAAUGAAAAAGAUUCAGAGUGACACUGCAUUGAUGCUCCGGAAACUGAUAGCUAAGAGGAAGAAUGUGAUGGGGAAGCUGGAGAGACGAGAUAUCAUCAAAGAGUAUACUGACUUUGCAUCACAACCAUAUGCUCCUUUGUCUAGAAUUGGUUAUUUUCCAGACAACCAUUCUGAACGUUACGUGGUAAAAAACUUCUAUCUUAACACCUUUGCAGGACUGUGUGAAUUGGAAGCAUCUCUCCCAGAUUCUGUCACCCAGGUCAAGAUUAAAGCUCCAAAACCUAAGCAAACUAUCACUAAGACUGGAUAUGUUAAAAGAGCAGCAAGGCUAGAAGUGGCACUGGAACAAGUUCACCAGGCACUACUGGAGAAGAAGAAGGAAGUCAAGGAGCCGAAGAAAAAGCCCCACUCUUUACUUCAAAAAGUAGAAAAGCCUGUCCCUCAGCCACCCACUCCAAUCCUGGAAAAGCCAUCAGUUGUGGAAGAGGAAACAGAACUGGCAGUGAUCUGUCUGCAGCAGUUGCUCCGAGGCAGGGCUAUUCAGAACAUGAUGUUUGAAGGGAAGGAGAAGCAGCUGGAACUGAUCCGAGAGCUGCGCACCACUCAUGCACUCCAGGAGGAUGGACAUCUGCUUUUGAAGGCAGAGGAGCAAAUGACACGGGCUCUACAGCAACAGCAUGAGUUACAUAUGGACAAGCUGUCAUCAGUGGAAACCCACUUGGCCAGGGAAGAAGGAAGGGUAUUGGCAAACGUAUUUGAUUUCCUGUCCAAAGAGCUGGUGAGGCUGCAAGAAGAACGCAGAAUCCAUGCUUUUGUCAUGCUGGCUGAGAGGCAGAGGCGCAUGCGGGAAGCAGAGGAGAGUGGAAGGCGUCAGGUGGAACUGAAGCGGCGUCAGGAUGAAGAUGAGGUUUUCAGACAGGUGGUGAAAGUGCACCAGAGCACUAUCGACUCCUACUUGGAAGACAUUAUCCUGAGUAGCAUGGAGGAUACAGCUGAAGAGCAAGCCAGGGAAGAGAUUCAGAGAAUGGCUAUAGAAAUCAAUGACAUUGCUUACGAAAUGGAAAGUCGCCGAACUCACCAACAAUCAGAAGAGAUUGUAGCAGAGAUGGUUUAUGAUUUCCUCAUUCCAGAAGCUGAGAAAAUGUCUAUCAGAGAAAAAGUGAGGCAGUGUCAGAGAAAACACAUCUACGCUGCUCAUCAGAUCAUCCACAGGGACACAGAGAGGGUAGUGGCUGACCUGGCACGGCAUCAGGAGACAUCUGCCAGCAACAUAAAGGGAGACCUUCCUGCUGGGCCAGCCAGCACUGGCGUGAGUGAGACAGCUGCUGGCCCAAGUGCAGCUGACAGCACUUGCUCUGCCACGGCUGCAGAGGAACUAGCUAAACCAUGUGAAGAAAGCACAGGGCAGACAGCAGAUUACCCUCCUGAUGGAUCAGACAAGGAUCCCACAGCCUCCUAAAGACAGAAGAUGAGCAAGGGCAACUGGAAUGGAAGAUCCUCUUCUCCCCUUGGGCUGUCCCUCCUGCUGCCUGCUGGCAAUGUUGUCCUGGAACCACUCUGUAUACAUUCCGGUGUGGCAAUCCCAGUCCAGCCCCCUCCCCAACCAGGUUUGGACCUCAUUAGCUAUUUUUCCUCUUCUAGUUUAUUAAGAGAAGCCUAAGUGAGAAAGCACUGUUGGUA